CAAAAAAUCUAAAUGGUCAACCCCCUACAAAAUUAUGAUGAGGAGAUUGCCAAAUGUUGUCCCCAUUGUGCCUAUAAAGAUUGGAACCAACGGAAUGUUGAGAAAAAAGCUACAGCCUGUGAUGUUACAGCCAUUUAACAUUGAAGUCAAUGGGCAAAUAAUUGCUAGUCUGAGUCCACCUGUUUACAAAUUACCUCCCUUCGUCAAAUCAACGAAUGCGUCAUCGAAAGCGACAUCUGGUGGUUGAAAAUGUUGAACAACAACUGCGACAAAUAUGGAAAAGUAAUGAUGUUUAAAGAACAAAAUGAAACUCUGUUAUGUGAAAGGACAAUGACCUAAGAUAUAUAUUUCUUAAGACAAAAUGACACUAAGUAAUACGGCAAAUCGAUUUGCCGAUUAUUUCGUGGUUUGUGGGUUGGAUGUGUCGUCUGGAUUAGAACCCGACCGACUGGCAGGUGAAAGCCAUCAUUGUGAACCACUUUCUAGACCCUACAAAUCUAAAGUAUUAGCUCAUUUUCCCGAAACUGUAUCAUGGAAUCCCUUCGAUCAAGAGGCUGUAGGAAUGCUGUGCUUACCCAAAGGUCUCCAGUUUCGGACGCAAAGAGAUUCUCGGAAUCCAAAGUUUCAUUCUUUUAUAAUUACAAAAGAAGAUGGCUCCCGAAUAUGUGGAGCCGCUUAUGUAUUUUAUGAAGAGGUUACCAAUAAACAGAUUUGUGCUGCCAUGCAGACUUUACAUGCAAUGCAUCAAGCAGAACAUAGCCCUACUCUUAAACCAGGAUUUCCUCAGAUCUACACACCGGAUAGUCCCAUAUUGAUGAAGAAAAUACCAACAUCACAUGAAAAAUCAAGGGUUUUUGAUAAGAAUAAGGACAAGUUAUAUGUGACAAAAUGUAUCUGUUUAAUUCUGCAAAUGCCCUUUGUGAAAGCUUGUAAACAGUUUUUAAAACAACUGCAUGAGGCUGUAAACAAGCCGUCUAAAGCUUGUUUACCAUUUGAGAGUUAUAUAUAUAAUGUAUUAUAUGAGGUACCAUUACCACCACCAGGAAGAAGUUUAAAGUUUUAUGGUGUUAUCUCUCCAAUAUUUUGUCAACGACCAAGUAUGGGGGAAUUACCUCUCUUUGAUUUUUCAUUGUGGGAGUUAUUUAAGUUAUUAGGUGUUGAUAAUCUGUUGUCAUUGUUUGUUAGUGUACUUAUGGAACAUCAAGUACUGCUUUAUUCCUCAGAUUACCAGAAAUUAAUGUUGAUAGCAGAGGGUAUAAAUUGUUUAAUAUUCCCGUUUGCUUGGCAACAUGUGUAUGUACCAAUAUUGCCAGCCUCUCUACAACAUUUUCUUGAUGCUCCUGUACCUUUUAUAAUGGGACUUCAUCGGUGUAAUGAUGAUAGACCUGAACUACCCAGUGAGGCAAAUAUGUGUUUUGUUGAUGUAGAUAAUAAUUCUGUAGAAUAUCCUGAAGAUUUGCCAGGAUUUCCACAUCAGUUAGAACUCAAAGAAGAACUCUUGCAAAUGUUAAAUCAAUAUCAAGAGCUGUUUUCUCAUAACAUUAAUAUUAACAUUACAAGUAAAAUUAAAAGUAAUAGUAUUCCUAAUUCACCACUAAAAGGACCUGCCAAUAAAAACAUCACAACCACAGACAAUAGUGGCACUGGCAGCUACCCUAACUCUCCUAAGCGAAUGGAAAUAUUGCAACAAAGUGAAACUUGGAAGAAGAUAUCUUCAUUAGCCAAGAAGACAGGUGUAUGGGAAUCUAUUGAAGAUUUUGCGGGUGAAGAAAGAAAUGUCGAAAAAGAAAAGUCUUUAUUGGAAGAAAAAACAAAAGAAACUUGUAAGGAUUCCGACGAUAGAAUGCCUGUCUCAGAAGUCAACGAUCUCAAAUUCAACAGUGCCAUCCGUGAAAUAUUUAUGAACCGUUUUGUGCAUAUGUUUAACAGCUAUGAAUCAUUUGUUAUUCAGCCAUCCCAGGAUCUUGAAUCCUGGAUCAGUAAUCGUGACACCAUGCAGAACUUUGAUAAAGCUUCCUUUCUCAGUGAUCAGCCAGAAGGUCACUUGCCUUUCUUGUCUCCAUUUAUAGAAACUCAGAUGUUUGCUACAUUAGUUGAUAAUAAAAUUGUCUCACAGUGGGAGGAAGCGGAUCCAUACUUGAAUGUUUUUGAGGCGCGGAUCAGAAAUUUGAGUGAUACCUCUGGGGAGCCUAGAACACCAACUUACAGUUCUUGUACAACAAUUACUGAUACAGAAGUAUUCCCUGAGAAAAGAGCAACAUUUAUAGAUCACACAGCAACUAAACCUCAGCCUUUACCAACAGAAUUAUAUCAACAAACUGAUAUUACACCGGGUUUCUUUCCUUCUUUAAAUAAAGAAAUAUUAAAUACAGAGAUUAUUGCUAAUAAGUCUAAAACAAGGGAAAAUGCUAAGUGGCGACGAAAGGAUCGUGUACUUCAGCAUGCAGAACAUCUUCAACUCAAUUCUGAUCAAAGAGAGUUUGUUUUAGUAGAGAAACAUGCCAAACAGUGGCUUCGAUAUAUUCAGGAGGCUAGAUCUAAGAAUCGACAGCCUAAAUUAUCAGAGAUGUCAGCAGCCGGUAUGGUACAGACAAACUGGAAAUUUGUAGAAACUUUAUUAAAGGAAUGUAAGACUAAGACAAAGAAAAUGUUAGUUGUUAAGAUGGGACGUGAAGCUGUAGAAUUAGGACAUGGUGAAUUAAGUAUUACUGGUGUAGAAGAAAAUACACUUAUAGCUAGUCUCUGUGACCUUCUAGAGAGAAUAUGGAGUCAUGGUCUUCAAACUAAAAAGGGUAAAUCAGCUUUAUGGUCACAUUUACUGAGUUAUCAGGAGAUUGAUGAAUGUACAGAAUCUGGUCGAACUAUUGACCCCAGUAAACUAACGCCAGGGUUAGUCAAGCGGCAUAGCCUGCUAGAUAUGGGCUCAUUGUUGGAGGGGUCCAUUACAAUAUUAGGGAGAUCAUUUUCCCUGACUAAUUUAUCAAAUGUUGGUUUGGAUGAUAGACCUACUGCUGCAGCACCAGUAAAAACACAUCGACGUAGAAGUAGUCAAGGUCGUAUAGAACUACCAGCAUUACAGAUCAUGCCAUCGUCUGUUAUACAUGAUAUGAGGAAGGUACAGAAAAUGAGUGAUAUAAGAACUGAUGUUGGUUAUGCAAGAGCCUGGGUUAGAUUAGCUUUAGAGAAAAAAGUUUUAUCAUCACAUCUUAAAGAAUUAUUAUCAGAUACAGAUUUACUACGGAGUUUAUACAAGAGAUAUGCUUUCUUGAGAUGUGAAGAUGAAAGGGAACAGUUUUUAUAUCAUCUUUUAUCAUUAAAUGCUGUAGAUUUCUUCUGCUUUACCAAUACAUUUAUGAACACAAUGGUAGCAUAUAAAGUAUUAAUAUUUCCUAGUACUAAAUUUGGUUGUGCUACAACUACAGCUAAUCCAUGGAUCUGUGUGGCUGGUCAACUCGGGGAAACAGGUGUAGUAGAAGUACCUAGAGGUUGUUUAGAGUUUAAUGUAGAGCACAAAAAUUUGGGUAUAUUAACUACAUUACGUAUUGGUCACGAUAACAGUGGUAUGUCUUCUAAAUGGUUGGUAGAAUAUGUUUUGGUUAGAAAUGAAGUUACUGGUCAUACAUACAGGUUUACAUGUGGUAGAUGGUUAGGUAAAGGUGUAGAUGAUGGUAGUAUAGAAAGAUUACUAGUAGCAGAAUUACUGCCUCAUACCAAAGAAUCAGAAGCUGAAUCAAGUGGUCAUCAUACACCACCCAGGAAUAGAUCUCCUACUAUGCCUAGACGAAAUCAAGAACAAGGUCCUGUGAGUAUUCCUACUAUACAAGAGAUGUUAGGACAUUCAGUUAAUAAUCUAGUCAAACAUUUUUAUAAACCAGAGAAAGAGCGUGGUAACCUGACUUUUUUGUUAUGUGGUGAUCGAGGCUUGGUUAAUUGUAUGGAAAUGGUGUUUCAAUUUGGCUUCCGUUCAUCCCGUUUUUUUCGUAAUAAGAUGUUUAUUUGGGACUACCUCGAAAAAGUGAAGAUUUAUUUUGAAAAUACUUUGAGUGGUGCAACUAGACGUCCUUUAACAGAAGUAGGAAGAGCAGGUUAUUGGCUUUUCUGUAAUCUGCUCAAUAAAAUCAACAAUGCUACAGAAAGUAUUGGUAAAGAUGGAAAAUUUCAAAUAUUUGUCUGUGUUGGUGUGAGAGAUCGCUGUCUACAGAAAUGGCUGCCAUUGAUGGCAAACACUCCAGUAACAGGUCAGAUGUAUGAAGCCAAUUCUUUUCUUCGUGAUCCAAGACUGACCGUUUUCCUGGUUCACAUCAUAGAAACACUUAAUGAGUUUAAUAUUGUCCUUGAAUCAUCAGUUUUACAGGGUUUAGACAUUUGAUCACAUUCAACGGGGGCAGAAAUAGUCAAACAUUCAUUUUUAAAAUAAAAUAUAUAUAUGACUCAAAUUUUUCACUGCUUUUGUAUAAAUUUCUAGAAUUUGAAUAUCCUGCACUAUUUUCUUUUAUGUUAUGUUUAUAUCAUAUAGUGCAUGUAAAGUAUGUAGAAUUCAAGUUUUUAUAUUGGUUUAAUAGUUAACUAGUAUACUUCUAAUAGUAAGGUCAUGUUAAUAAUGAUUUUAUUUCAUAAAAUUACUGUGGUAAUCAUGCAGAACUAAUUUCACAAAAUCUUCAAAAUUUUUUGGGAGUUGAUUCAUGUUUUAAGUCUCUGAUCAUCAUUUGAGGGAUUUUUUAAUCCAUACAUACAUACAUGAAAAUACUUAUAAUGCUCAACCACACAAACACCAGUCAAACAGGAGUCUUUCACAGUUGGCUUCACAGAAAAAGUGUGUCUUCAAUCUCGAUUUGAAGAUAUCAAUUUUGUCCAAAGCUCUAAGCUCCAGGAGGAGCCGGUUCCACAAGUAAGGACCAGCAACCAUGAAAGACCAGCCUCCAAAGGUACGGGAUCCAUUGCAAACUACAGUAUGGUGAAAGUUGAAUUUCUAAAAGGAAUAUCAGUCUUAAAAUAUGGUUUUAUAAAAUGGUUUAAUUCUGUUCAACAUUUACAAAGACAUGAUGAAUUUAAAAUUUGUCAACAUUCGGCAUCCACUGCAGACAAUAUUAUAGUAUAUGGUCAGAACCAUAGUGUUAGCUAAAAUCUUUUGAUGGGCUUUCUUUCAAUCAGAUUGAAUAUAAAUAAGCUACAUUGAUAUUUUAAUUUGGUUUCCGUAUUUAAAUGUGGGAUAAUCAAUUUGAGUACAAUUUAAUUAGUGUGGAUUAAGCAGUGAAAACUUACAUUUUGUCUAAAAUAAUGCAAAUGAGGAUCAGCAAAUUUUAUGUACAUGUCAGCAAAUAUUUUAAAGAUUUAUCUAAGAAUACCAAAUGGUAAGAAUAAUGUAUGCCUGAAUUACUUCUGUAAUUUUUAUUGGCUAAUUAAAAAGGAAAUACUAAUGGUUUAUAUGGGGAAAAUAGGCCACAUUUAAAUUCUAUUUUUUAUGGAUAUGUCAAAAUAGUCACUUUUUUUAUUUAAUAAAUAUUUCUAGGCACAUAUUUACUUCAUUUUUACUCUUUUUUUUCUAAUGGUGUUAUCUAAAGGUUGUAAAAUAGCAUCAGUUUAUCUGUUAAGAGUAUAUAGCUAGCCAAUGUGAUAUUUAUUAAGAAAAGGAUUAUUUUUGGAUUAGAAGAUUUGUUACUUGUUAAAUGGUUAUUAUAACUUUAUAUGUAUAUCAAACUGUUAUUUUACUUACUGUGUCACCAUAUAUUUUACAUAAACUGUCAGUUUUCAAGACCUUAUAUUGUGUAUAUUUUGAGAGAAAUAAUGAAGGGAUUGGUCACAUGGUAUAAAUCACAGUAUCUACUCCCUUUGGUUGUACUCUGUUUAUAAAUGUAUAUUAUAAUUAAAGUACAUGUAUAGUGUAUCUUGAUAAUUCCAUGAAUGCUUUUAAUGUUAAUCAAUAUUUUAUUAAUAUUUAAAAACAUCUACUCUACUGAAAGGGUAAUAAGUUAUCUUAAUGCUCAUAUUUAUUAUAGCAUUUAAAACAAAUAAGGUCUUGGGAGAAUAUAGAUUGAUAGAUUGUAUCAUGUUGGGUUGGUUUUUUUUACCAUGACUUAGAUUUAUGUGGUAGUUCGGUGAUCAUGUUGCUCAUUAUUUACUGUAUAUACUUAAUGUCUAUUGUCAGUGAUUAUUUUGAAUUCUAAAUAUUCACAUAUAAUGAAUCAUCCUAUAAGAUAUUUUAUUAUUCAGAUUAUAAAUAUAUUGAUUCUAUUAAAAAUGUAAUACGAUCCCACCUUAAUCACAGGUUUUUAUGUACCCACAUUAAAAUGUGGUCGUAUAUUAUCGUCUUCAUCCCUGUCCGUCAUCCCACAAUACAACGAUUUUCGAUAAUUACUGUUGAGAGUUAUUGUCAUUGAUCAAUUUGAAACAUGUUGUGGACACUUAGAGGGUAAAGUUAUCGUCUGAUUGAUUUAUACAUUUGAGACAAUGAAUCUGAUAAUUACUGCCAGAGUUAUCAACCUUGAUCAAUUCGAAACAUCUUGUGGCCUCUUUAGAGGCUAGCGGGGUUGGAUGGCCAAAUGGUUAGCAUGUGCGCGCUGUAUCAUAAGAUCUGUCAUUGAGUCAACUGGCAGGGUUUCGAUUCCCCGGUUGUACGUGACAAGGAGUAGGGUUGCCUGUCUAACCUUGUGGAUUUUCUCAGGGUCCUCCAGUUUACUCCCACUGCUAAAGACCCCUACGUGCCAGCGAAUUAUUGAAAUAAAAUUGACCCAUGUGUUAGUCCCGAAAUGACCUAGAUUGUGUGGAGUGGACGUUAAACCCCAUUUCUCUCUCUCUCUAGAGGAUAAAGUUAUCAAUCAAUUGACUUGAAAUUUAUACACAGUGUUGGUGUUUAUGAGACAGAGACUCCUAUUGACCUUGAUCUUUUUGAACAAUCUGGUUUAUACAAUGAUUGACAUUGUGACAUCCUUUAUGGACGGCUCAUACGAUUUAUCUGCUAUGGGCAUGUUUUGUUGCCUGGCAACCGAUCUUUGUUUUAUUUUGAUAUUUUAUUUCUAUGGCUUGUUUAGAUGAGGUAUGAAUUUAGAGUAGAUGUGAAAAUUUAGCACCUUUGUAAUAGGGAAAUAGACACAAGAAUUGGUUGUUCUACAUUAUGAAAAAGAGAGAUAUAUGAUUGGUUUCGAAAUUGAAAUGAUUAUUAAGAUAUUACAUCAACAUGGGGCUACAAGUGAUGUAGAUUUUGAAACUUUUGGUCAUAUUAAUAUGCAUGGUAAUUAUGAAUUAUGAAUUUGUAUUACAUAGAUUGGCAAAAUGGCAAAUGUUAAAAGAGGAAAGUGUCUAGAUUAUGUUUAUAGUAUAAUUUAUUUUAUGAUAUAUAAUUAUAGGUAAUUUAACUACCUACAUUGUUAGUGUUGUAGAAAACAAACAUUGUAUAUAUAGUGCUUCUCCAUCAGUUUUCUAGUCAAUAUUUUUUUUAAAGAUAGGUGUGUCGUAAAGAAAGCUGCUGUGUUUGAUUAGAGAAAUUAUAAAUAAAACUUGUCUUAUUUAAGUUCAGUAUAAGUGCUUAGCAAUGGGAAAUUUCAAGCACUACUAGUUCAUAGUGUGGCUUAUUAGUUACAACUUAUUGAUAGCCAUUAUUGUCUUUAAAAGACAUUACAUAUAAAAAUUUUGCUUGGAAUUAUGUUUUUAAAAAUUUAUUUUAGAUUUAUUUUUUUUGAACCUUAAAUUACAAUGUAAAACUGGAUUUGUUUUAGGAAAUUUAAUAGUUUAUCUUAAAAUUGUACAGAUGCCACCUUAAGAUACAUGUAUUUAUUUUAUUAUUGGCCAUAUUUUUUAAAGACAAAAAAAAAGAAAAAUAGUGAUGAGGUAAGUUUAAACAGCAGAUUGAGUGCUGACAAGUGGUUAUAUAUCUGAAAUAAAGAAUGUUAUGUUUUA
Patella vulgata (common limpet) is the source of this 7893-nucleotide messenger RNA. RefSeq names its product DENN domain-containing protein 5B. The record is from RefSeq and is a predicted model, not a curated record. Bases 362 to 4369 code for a protein of 1335 amino acids. Gene Ontology annotation, molecular function: guanyl-nucleotide exchange factor activity; small GTPase binding. NCBI's taxonomy places the organism in Eukaryota, Metazoa, Mollusca, Gastropoda, Patellidae. The transcript is spliced from 24 exons.